Messenger RNA from Cicer arietinum (chickpea), 2173 nucleotides. RefSeq names its product phosphatidylinositol N-acetylglucosaminyltransferase subunit A. Lineage: Eukaryota; Viridiplantae; Streptophyta; Magnoliopsida; Fabales; Fabaceae. Gene Ontology annotation, molecular function: phosphatidylinositol N-acetylglucosaminyltransferase activity. Gene Ontology annotation, biological process: GPI anchor biosynthetic process. Gene Ontology annotation, cellular component: glycosylphosphatidylinositol-N-acetylglucosaminyltransferase (GPI-GnT) complex. The record is from RefSeq and is a predicted model, not a curated record.
UAGUGAUCUAUAUUUCAAUUUCGGUAAUUUUAGUCGGCCAAUCCAAUUUUUUUGGUUAGCGCUCAACAUAAAUACAACUAUUGAGCAAAUCAAAUAAAAUAAAAUUCAUUUAUAUACAUAUAACGAUCCCUAAAACUCUAACCCUCUUUAUCUCUCUCUCUCAACCACCUACUCGAUUCCAUCACUGAGCUUCCACCCGAGUUUGAAGUGAUUCAAUGGGUGAUCCACAAAAGCAUAGAAUCCUGAUGGUUUCAGAUUUUUUCUAUCCCAACUUUGGUGGUGUGGAAAACCACAUUUAUUAUCUCUCACAAUGUUUGCUCAACUUAGGUCACAAGGUGGUGGUUGCAACUCAUGCUUAUGGAAAUCGAUCUGGGGUCAGAUAUAUGACUGGUGGUUUGAAAGUAUACUAUGUUCCAUGGAGGCCAUUUGUUAUGCAAAAUACAUUGCCGACCUUCUACGGGUUAUUACCAAUUAUAAGAACUAUUCUUAUUCGAGAAAGAAUUACAGUGGUGCAUGGACACCAAGCCUUUUCAACAUUUUGUCAUGAAGCUCUUAUGCAUGCAAGAACCAUGGGAUAUAAGGUUGUAUUUACAGAUCAUUCUUUGUAUGGUUUUGCGGAUGUUGGAAGCAUCCAUAUGAACAAGGUGUUACAGUUUACUUUGGCAGAUGUGACUCAAGCGAUAUGUGUUUCUCAUACAAGCAAGGAAAACACAGUGUUGCGGUCAGGAUUGCCGCCAGAGAAAGUUUUUGUAAUACCUAAUGCUGUUGACACUUCCAUGUUCAAGCCAGCAGUGGAUUGUCCAAGAACAUUGGAAGAAAUUGUUAUUGUUGUUAUUAGCCGAUUGGUUUAUCGGAAGGGAGUAGAUUUGCUUGUCGAAGUCAUCCCAGAAGUAUGCCGGUUACAUCCCAAUGUUCGUUUCAUUAUUGGAGGUGAUGGAGCUAAGCGUGUGCGGUUGGAAGAGAUGAGAGAAAAGCAUUCUCUACAAGAUCGAGUUGAUAUGUUGGGAGCUGUGCCACAUGCACAAGUCCGAUCUGUUCUAAUAUGUGGGCAUAUCUUCUUAAAUAGUUCCUUAACAGAAGCUUUUUGCAUAGCUAUAUUAGAGGCUGCAAGUUGUGGAUUGUUAACAGUCAGCACACGUGUUGGAGGAGUUCCUGAGGUUUUGCCAGAUGACAUGAUUGUUUUGGCAGAACCUGAUCCCAGUGAUAUGGUGUAUGCAAUACAAAAGGCCAUAUAUAUGCUGCCAAAAAUCAAUCCACAAGCUAUGCAUAAUCGAAUGAAGGAGCUCUACGACUGGCAUGAUGUUGCCAAAAGGACUGAAAUUGUGUAUGACCGUGCUUUGAAGUGUCCCAAUCAAAAUCUACCAGAGCGUCUCUCACGAUACCUCUUUUGUGGAGCUUGGGCAGGCAAGCUGUUUUGCUUGGUAAUGGUUGUUGGUUAUUUGUUAUGGCAGCUCUUGGAAUUAUGGCAGAUGAUAUCGAGGAGGUGCUGGAUUUCACUCUUCCACACAACUGUGAUGAAGAAAUAUUGGAAAAUACACAAUGAUAUCGACGGUGUGUUUUGGUGUACCGCAGAAGGAGCUAAUCAUUAGUACUUUGUUUGGUUGGUCUUGGCGCAUAUAGAGGCCGGAAGCAUGCCUUUUGCCAUAUAGAGAACCACGGUAGGCUGUUACUAGUGUUAUUGUCGAUGUUUUUAUUUUUAGCAUUACUUUGUUGAGCUUGGUAGUCAAACACAUUAAUUUGGGAUUUUAGUUUCUUAUCUUUACAAGUUUCAAUAUUUUUUCCUCAACAACCUAGUUUAAAGAUUUUUUUUUUAUGACGUGCUAUUUUAUUAAUGAAUAACAUGUAGAAUUGCAUUUAAUGAUGUGAUAUUGUUGAUUUGUUUAACUAUUCAUUUGAAAUUCAUGGUUUCUUAUCGAAAUUGAUAAUUAUCACAUCAUUAAAUGUAAUUUUACAUCUUAAUAAAUAUGAUAAGUCAAUAGAAUAAGCUCCAAGCUAAAUUGUGGGAAAAAAUUAUGAAACUUGUGAAACAAAUAGACUAAAAUCCUAUCUUAUGAUUGUCAUGCUAGUAUUAGGCAUUUGCUUCUUGCUGAUUGUAUUGGAGUUUGGGGAAAAAUUUCUUAUGGGCUUAGGUUUUCUUCAUUUCUAAAACAAAAAGGUGAUUUCUAUUGACUUA